Fusarium verticillioides 7600 is the source of this 4675-nucleotide messenger RNA. RefSeq lists its product as hypothetical. NCBI's taxonomy places the organism in Eukaryota, Fungi, Ascomycota, Sordariomycetes, Hypocreales, Nectriaceae. Gene Ontology annotation, cellular component: nucleus. The record is from RefSeq and is a predicted model, not a curated record. The transcript has 2 exons. Bases 2032 to 4026 code for a protein of 664 amino acids.
UGCCGGGUUAGUCGCUCGACGCUCUACAGGGAUCAAUAUUGAAGAGGACCAACAGGGCCAGUCAUGACGGUGUGGGCACUAAUUCUAUCGUAUUCACCCCAAUCUGUUCAACGGCCCGACGCGGUUCGGCGUAUUAUUUUUGGUUGACAGCAUUUGCAUUCGUGAGGAAUUUGGAAUGACGAUGAGAGAGAAAAAGGUGGUGACGGAUGGGAAUGGCAUGCAUCGGCUCUCUUUGCAUCGUCAUUACCAUGUUGAGCUGGAUGAUUGACGCAGGGAUGCACCUUGGCCUGUCGAUCAUGUGGCUUGAACCUUUUGGCCAGAGGUCACGUAAUCUCUGUUGUUUAAGUCUAUCUUUGAGGGAAGGGGAAUGUCAAAAAUGGAAGUUCGAUUUGAUAAUAUAUAAUCAUGAGGAGUUGGGUAGGCAACGCAAUUAGCGAGAGUGUCACUGUUUAAUUUAUUUUAAUUGAACAGAAUUAAAAACAAGGGUCAUUGAUGCAACCUCGAUGUUUCAGAUGAAUUGUCAAUUGCAACUCCACCGCACUCUUGCAUGUGGUUUUUCUCUCUCUGGCUCUCUCGUUAGUGGCAGGGCGGCCUAUCCUUGUCGAUCCUCCUUGAUUAACGUCUCCCAAAGUGUUUGCAUCAAUCUGCAUAAAACCGACCUCAACCUCUGUCGUCAUCAUUUCCCAAGACCACGUAACCUUUUUAACGCCUUUAAGGAACAGAAUUUGAACGGGAGUACCUAUUUCCUGUAAUCGGAGAAAAGAGCCAGAAGGGGAAGAGAAUAAAAAAAAGACGUUGGCUCUUGACUCAACUCAGAGUACAAUGACAUGACAUGACAUGGCAACGAAAUGGGUCCGCGUUGUCGGAUCGUAGAUCGCUAGCUUGCUCUCUCUUCUCUUCUUCUUUGGAGGCUUCCUCUUUUGGGCGGCCAGCCCGGAAACGGAUCGACGCCUCUCGUUAGCCACCGCAAGCUCUGGACCGAUCCGCUGGUGGUUCAGUUGUUAGCUUCGAUAGUUUGUCUCUCAGUCAACAGGGUCCGAGAGGCAAAGGCAAAGUCAGUCAGUGAGUGAGGAGAGAGUGUCUUAUGAUAAAUGGAUUUAUCAUCAAUGCAUGUUGAACCCCUGCAAACUCAAAACUCAAUGCAAGUCUUCAGCUCGUUCAAGGGUGAUAAUAAAACACCGGAACCUCCACAGCGAGUUUUGGCGUCAAGCCUUGUGCAGUAUUUUUUCCAGUGGACGGGGCAGGCAUGGAUAUCUUCCGGAAAACAUGUGCUAUCUGCACACUGCAUUUCUGCAGCGCUAAGGAGGGGACCCAGCAUUGCAGAAGCCACUGGGACUGGGUUUCUUUAGUGGCUUUUCGGCCAAGGAUUUGCUCGAACCCGACUUGGCCCGCCCCCGCAAGCUCACCUUAGUAGCCUGUGAUUGAUCCACUGAAUUGCAUGAGGUAGCGUAGCGACCUGGGAGUGAGAGUGAGAGUGAGUGUGAGCGAGUCAGUCUCGGGUGCCUUCCUCUCUUCCAUUGCGACCUGAGCUGGGCUUGGUACCGUGGUAUUAAGCGAUCGUGGGCUGCUCCUGCUCCGCGACUCGCGAUUGAAUGAGGGUCCUAGUCGUUACUUUACCUGGGCUGCUCUUGCCUUUUCCUGUUGUUCUAACUUGUCUUUGCGCUCGGGUCCCAUUCUUUCCUUCUUUCCUUUCUUCUCUCGUCUUCCAUCCAAUCCAAUCUGAUAACUUACAACCUCCCACCAACACCUCACCCCACCCACUAACUAUGGUCUUCUAAGCUUUGCACUGUCGCUCUCAACAUUAACAACUCUUGGUCCUUUUCUCUCACUGAAUGAGAGCACAAAUACUCAGAUUUUAAUUAUCUUUUUUUUUUUCUUCUGGCGCGCUAUAAACAUCAAUCAGCAACUGUUAUAAUAACCCGUUGCGCUUGUGUCGCACAAUCGCAUUACAUUCUACCACUCCCGAGACAUAAAGCCACAACCCGACUUGUCCGUCUCCUUUUUGUGGAGGGGCAUAAUAAUUGAGACAAGAUGCCUACAAUCAAUGCUCUUCGAUCAUUCGAACCUCCUCCUAUUCCAUCUCUACCCGAUUUUGAUCGUCGUCGUUCCACAACAUCGACACUCUCCAACAACAACUCCGAUUCUGUCACCUCAUCUCUGCGGGGUCUUCAAGCACCACCCAAAACCAGCAGAGCAAACCGCCCCAAGAGUGCUAAAUUUUCAUCCUACCGCUUGCGCAGCAAUUCAGGCCUUUCACUCCACACCAAUGAGGACAUUCUGAGACAAUAUACCGACUACCACCCUGAUGGCACACCGCGUGCCGGUAUGUAUAGCAACGGACUGGGCCAGUGGUCGGGCGAGAGGUUGAGGAGCAUUGACUCUGUUACAUCGUCCAGAAGUCAAAGAUCCAGUAUCGCUUUCACUGAGUCGGAUGGUUCCAGCGAAUUGCCUAUUCCUGAUCUUGUUGGACGGGAGAUGUUUGAUAUGGUCAUGGCCGAUCAUGCUGCCAGUGGUCAAUUAUGGAGAUUCGCCGCCAAUCGAGGACUGGGUCAGAAUGUUGAUUACCUCAUGAAGAUUCGCGACUAUAUCCAAUCCCUGGAGCAGGUUGUCAUUCAACUCUCGACAAUAUCAACUUCGUACACAUCCAUCACCGCAACAUCACCAAUUAAUCUGCCCUCCCCUAUGUCCAAGGCUCUCAACACCAACAUCAAACAUCUCACAACAUCACUUAUUCCCAGCCUGGAAAACAUGUUUCUUGAAUCUAAAACCUAUAUCGAACAGCGCAUCGUCAGAGAAAUCUUCCCCGAUUUUGUCAAACAGCAACUAUCUCAGUGUACUAGUCUGGCUCUCUCCCUCGACGCAGAAGGUGACUCACCACCAAACCCAUACCCGGGCCUCAAGGGAUCAUUCUGUUUAAGUGACCCGUCGCGAUCCGGAAACCCUAUUGUCUUUGCUUCCGAUGAGUUCGAGGAACUGACAGGAUAUGCACGAAAUGAGGUUUUGGCACACAAUUGCCGCUUCCUUCAGGGGCCACAAACUGACCGAGACGCAAUUGCCAAGAUGCGCUCCGCGAUCUGGCGCAACGAGGAGUGUACAGAAUUGCUUCUCAACUUUCGCAAAGAUGGGACGCCUUUUUGGAAUCUUCUGUUCCUGUGCCCUCUUCUCGACACUGCUGGUAAAACAAAGUUCUUUAUGGGCGCCCAGAUAGAUGUCUCGUCCUCGCUGCACGACACUCAUGAUGUUCUCAAGGUUUUGUCGUACGGUGCUGCGGAGGAAGGGAAGACACCUGAACGGAGCAACUCUCGCUGGGCUAGCGAUGGAUCUCAAGGCGAGCCUGAAGCGGAGGAAGCCCUGAGUGUCAAGAACAACCAAUACAAGACAACAAAGAUGUCUGGAUUCUUCAAAGCGUUCAAGAAGCCACCACCUCCUCCUCCACUGUCGCCGCCAUUGAGCCCACGCCGCAGCUCGGAUAGACCACGAUCAUCAGCUGGACCCACGAUACUUGACAAGACCUACAGUACACGAACCGUUAUCAGGAGAUUUUCUAAUCAGCCAGAAAUGCUUAUGACAACAUACGCCCGUUACAUGAUCCUUGAGCAUGUUCCUUCAUACCCAGCAUCCUUGGGUGCAAUGCCUCUCGAUCAGGAGAUGAAGUAUCCACCCAAGUUGUGUGUGUCUUUCUACUCUAAAGAGAUGCUCGAUGCUCUUGAUCUGGGCAUGUCGGCGGAGGCUAUCAUUGGCAAAGAUAUAUUUGACAUUUUCACUGAGCAAUCUACACUGCCAUCGGUUACCAAGGCAUUCAAGUCGACAGUCCGAGAUCUCGUUGUCCGCGAUGGCAAAUCCGUCUCGUUGGAUCUUGCACUUGCAAACCACAUCCCUCGCCGCGCCAAUAUGACAAGGACGUUGAGUGGUGAUAGUGGGGAAGCAUCACCGAAGAAGCCAGCCAAGAUGAUGAGCCAUUGGACACCUCUCAAAGAUACUGAAGGAUAUGUCAAGUAUGUGGCAAUGAUUGUGUCGCCAAUUUAAAUAUAUGAUGAAUGGAAAGACGAAACGAUAUAGUUUACGGGCGACGGAUAAAGAUUUGGUCUUUGUAUUGUAUCAGGGGAUGUUUGAAGAUUAUUAUACCUGUAUGUACUCUUAACGACCAAGAGAAUGAAGUAACGACUAUAAUUACUACAAUGAAUUGUUUCAGUAUACCAAGCUCUCCUCCACUGAACUUGAUAUGGCAGACUUCUUCAUGGACUUGUAUGAAUCAUACUCUCCAUUGACAUACAACCUAAACAACGCACCGUAGUCCGCGUCACGCUCCAAAAGCAGCCUCAGAUCGCCACAGCUCCGCAAGCCUACGACGGAAAUUCCACCGACGGUACACCAACACAACGACAAUAAAGGGGUAACCACUUCCGACCUGUUAGCCCUAUAAAUCUCCGACGACGGUGCGUGAUCUAUAGCGAUUGGGUUAUUAGGGCCGAGGGGGAAUAGCCGGUAUUGUUUCUGUUAGCCACUGGUUUUGGCGGGCCGUGGGCCAGGGACUGUAGUCUGAUGGCCUUGGUUUAGGAGGGUUGGCCGUGCGCUUGUAGGAGAUAAGACACAUUUGACGAAUUAUAGCUUCUUUUGGUCAUAGUGUUUCUUGGAAGGUUCAAGUAUUAAAACUAGUCACAGGCUACUUUUGAGA